This is a messenger RNA of Octodon degus (degu), 1923 nucleotides long. It is a transcript of the gene Neu1, whose product is annotated as neuraminidase 1. Gene Ontology annotation, biological process: oligosaccharide catabolic process; ganglioside catabolic process. The transcript is spliced from 6 exons. Lineage: Eukaryota; Metazoa; Chordata; Mammalia; Rodentia; Octodontidae. The coding region runs from base 142 to 1338 and encodes 398 amino acids. Gene Ontology annotation, molecular function: exo-alpha-sialidase activity. Gene Ontology annotation, cellular component: lysosome; cytoplasm; membrane. The record is from RefSeq and is a predicted model, not a curated record.
CCGCGUUGGGAGGGCUUGGAGGCGACUUCGGAGCUGCUUAAAGAGCCGGGUCAGCUGACCGGCCCCAGGCGGUCACCUCUGCAGCGGGAACGUGUGAGCCGCGACCCGGUCCUGUGCGACGGGCAGGCUCUGCAGAACGACAUGCCGCGCAUCUGCGAAGGCGCGAGGGCCCGAGCACUGGCCGCGUUCUUCCCACUGCUCUUAUCCCUGGCGGGGCCGGAGGCCAGGGCUCCUGACGCCUUCAGCCAGGUGCAGCCGCUGGUGACCCUGGAGCAGCUGCUGUGGGUGAGCGGCCGGCAGAUCGGCGCCGUGGACACCUUCCGCAUCCCGCUCAUCACGGCCACCCCGCGGGGCACCCUGCUGGCCUUCGCCGAGGCCAGGAAGCUGUCUGCGUCCGACGAGGGCGCCAAGUUCAUCGCCCUGCGGCGGUCCACGGACCAGGGCAGCACCUGGUCCUCCACAGUAUUCAUCCUUGAUGACGGGGAGGCCUCUGACGGACUGAACCUGGGGGCAGUGGUGAGCGAUUCAGAGACAGGAGUCGUGUUUCUCUUCUACACGCUCUGUGCCCACAAGUUCCACUGCCCGGUGGCCUCCACCAUGUUGGUGUGGAGCAAGGAUGACGGCAUUUCCUGGAGUCCACCCCGAAACCUCUCCGUGGAUAUCGGCACAGAGAUGUUUGCUCCUGGACCAGGCUCCGGCAUUCAGAAAAAGUGGGAGCCAAAGAAGGGCCGGCUCAUUGUGUGUGGCCAUGGGACGCUGGAGCGGGACGGGGUCUUCUGUCUCCUCAGCGAUGACCAUGGUGACACCUGGCACUAUGGGAGCGGGAUCAGCGGCAUCCCCUAUGGCCAGCCCAAGCUGCAAAACGACUUCAACCCUGACGAGUGCCAGCCCUAUGAGCUCCCAGAUGGCUCGGUCGUUAUCAAUGCCCGGAACCAGAACAACUACCACUGCCACUGCCGGAUCAUCCUCCGCAGCUAUGAUGCCUGUGACACUCUGAGGCCCCGGGAUGUGACCUUUGACAACGAGCUUGUAGACCCUGUGGUAGCCGCAGGAGCUGUAGCCACCAGCUCUGGGAUUAUCUUCUUCUCUAAUCCAGCCCACCCGGAGUCCCGAGUGAACCUGACCCUGCGCUGGAGCUUCAGCAAUGGCACCUCAUGGCAGAAAGAGAAGGUCCAGCUAUGGCCGGGGCCCAGCGGCUACUCAUCCCUGACAGCUCUGGAGAGCAGCCAGGGCGGGGAGAAUGAGGCGCCACAGCUCUAUGUCCUGUAUGAGAAAGGCCUGAGCCGCUACACAGAGAGCAUCUCCAUGGUCAAAAUCAGUGUGUACGGCACGCUCUGAGCCGGGGCAAGAGGGCUCAGCUCCGCCUGCCAGACCAUAGCCUUGGGGUCCGCGGCGGAUACCUAAGAGCCAGCGCCAUCUUCCUUUGGACUCUGCAAAAUCAAGUUCUUUGCCAGAGAAAUUAUUCCGUUAGGAUGAAAAGAACACUUUUCUGUCCCACACCAGAGGCGCCACCCUUGCCUGAGGACUUCAGGCCUCCUCACUGGGUCUGGUCCCAAGCGUGGUGCCUCCCACGACAAGAACCAGCUCUUCCCCAGGCAGGGCUGGCUGGGUCUGGUUGGCUGCAUAACCGUGAACUCAGGGACCUCAGGAAGCCUCGGCUUCCUCUGGGUGUUGUGAGAUGACGGCUUUGGGUCAGGUUGGUGAGAGCCAGCCCGGAGCAGGAUGCUUGGCUGCGGGGUAAGGACCUAGACACACUACCCUCCUUAGCUAUUUAUGGAUCAACUGUUUAUAACGUAAAAGUUUUUAGGGCUGGGGAGAUGGCCUAGUAGAAUAAGCGCUUGCCUGGCAAGUGCAAGGGCCUGAGUUCAAUCCCCAGUUCCGCCAAAAAACAUUUAAUGAAGGAGAAUGAACAUGUGUCCUCUG